Molecule: messenger RNA, 1530 nt
Organism: Neurospora tetraspora
Lineage: Eukaryota; Fungi; Ascomycota; Sordariomycetes; Sordariales; Sordariaceae
Product: putative 3-hydroxyisobutyrate dehydrogenase G6G8.5
Exons: 3
Coding region: 477-1493 (338 amino acids)
Biological process (GO): L-valine catabolic process
Cellular component (GO): mitochondrion
Molecular function (GO): NADP binding; NAD binding; 3-hydroxyisobutyrate dehydrogenase activity
Source: RefSeq, a predicted model, not a curated record
CUUUUUUCUCCUCUCUCCAAUUUUUUUCUUCUCCCUUUCCCACCAAGCAUCAACACCACAAACAUCAUCACCAUGAUGUUUUGCGGGCUUCGUUCUGGCAGCCCUUAAUUGGGAACUGUCAAAGGGGAACAUGACCUCGGCGCUCAUGCAAGCGUCGGCCGUUACCCCUCGACCCCUCUUCUUCACCUUCUUUUACCGAGUUAGCUUCCAUUGGGCUUCUAUUGGCGAUCCCAUGACCUGCUUCAAGGCCUUCGUGGCCAAAGGCGGCAAUGGCCGGCUUUACCUCCGGGUAACGACAACCACCUUCCUGUCGUCCGCCUGUACCACAUACGCGCCUGGCUGGUACCGGUCGACAUGCCUACCUACGCCGUCGAACAAUACGACUGCUUAGUCAAUCUUUCAACCGUCGGGUUUCUCUCACCGUCCUUCAUCGAAACGCAUUGUCGAAACGCAAUACGCACUCUUUACACGUCACAAUGAGGGCAAACACAAGAUUGUGCAAGCAGCUGUUUGCUCAGCGCCGGACUUUCUCGUCCACUGCGCGCCGGCUGGAUAACUAUGCCUUCAUUGGUCUAGGCCAAAUGGGCUAUCAAAUGGCUAGAAACCUACAAUCCAAGCUUCCACCAAGCGAUACUGUUCGCCUGUAUGAUAUCAACCGGGGUGCGGCUGAAAAGCUCGCCCAGGAGAUGUCGGCACAGCAAGCCGGAGGAGCUUCCGUUCACGUGGCGGACAGUGCAGCCGAUGCUUCGAGAGAAGCGGACACGGUUGUAACAUGCUUGCCCGAACCUCAGCACGUCAAGGCAACAUACGAGUCGAUCCUGAAGGCGGAGCUACCUGCCCGUCCUGGCCCUCGUCUGUUCAUUGACUGCUCGACCAUCGACCCUACGUCCUCGCGUGAGGUUGCCGCUGCGGUAGACAAGGCCCUCCCUAAUGGGCAGGGUCACUUCGUCGAUGCCCCAAUGUCAGGUGGUGUUGUCGGAGCUACCGCUGGCACAUUGACAUUCAUGCUUGGUGCCCCCGAGUCCCUUGUUGCGAGGUCUGAGAUCGUCCUGCAGCGCAUGGGCAAGCGGGUGUUGCACUGCGGUCCUCAGGGAGCAGGUCUGGCGGCGAAGCUUGCCAACAACUACCUGCUGGCAAUUGAGAAUAUUGCCACCGCAGAGGCUAUGAACCUGGGUGCCCGAUGGGGCCUUGAUCCGAAGGUGCUCGCCAGCGUGAUCAAUGUCAGCACUGGAAAGUGCUGGCCCAGUGAAGUCAACAAUCCUGUGCCGGGCGUUGUAGAGACUGCCCCGGCCAUCCGUGACUACCAAGGUGGUUUCGGGAUAGGACUGAUGCGCAAGGACUUGAGGCUGGCCAUUCUGGCAGCCAAGGAGGCCGACGCCAAGCUUGUGCUGGCGGACAAGGCUUCGGAGGUGUACGAGACUGCCGAGUCUGAAGAGCGAUGCAAGGGCAGAGACUUCUCGGUUGUCUAUCGGUGGUUGGGUGGAAAGGAGUAGAUACUGAAAAUAUUAACACCGUCUGCUUCUACUUUAA